GGCCUGGCCGUGGCCAUGGAGCCCGUGGAGGUCCCCGUCAAGGACGGCAUCCUCUACCAGCAGCACGUCAAGUUCGGCAAGGGCACCGGGGAGUCUGCCUCAGGACCAGGGCCGGCUGAGUCUCCCAGGAGGGGCCCUGUCCCCAUGGAGGAAAACUCCAUCUACUCCUCCUGGCAGGAAGCGGGCGGGUUCCCGGUGGUGGUGCAGAGGACGGAGGCCGCGGCCCGCUGCCUGCUGAAGGGGCCCUACCUGCUGGUGCUGGGCCGGGACGCCAUCCAGCUGAGGGACCGGGCCGGCCCCCAGGCCCUCUACAGCUGGCCCUACCGCUUCCUGCGCAAGUUCGGCUCCGACAAGGGCGUGUUCUCCUUUGAGGCUGGCCGCCGCUGCGACUCGGGCGAGGGCCUCUUCGCCUUCAGCAGCCCCCGGGCCCCCGACAUCUGCGGGGCUGUGGCCGCCGCCAUCGCCCGCCAGCGGGAGCGGCUGCCGGGGCUGACCGGGCCCAGGCCCUGUCCCCUCCCUCGGGCCACCUCCCUGCCCUCGCUGGACCCCCCUGGAGAGCUGCAGGAGGUGCCGCCGCCGGGGCCUGAGCCGCCCACCUCCAGGAGGCUGCGCCUGGCCGAUUCCGGGCCCCAGAGCCUGCCGCUGCUGCUGGGGCCCGCGCCGGGCGAGCCCGCGGCGCCCGUGCUGUACGCAGUCGUGUGCAAGCGGGCCAGCGGGCCCCCGGCCGCCGCCGAGCACCUCUACGAGAACCUGUGCACGCCCGAGGCCGGCCCCUCGCCGCCCGAUGCCAGCCCCGACCCCCAGGAAGGCCCCUGCGCCCGCAGCCCCCUGGCCAGCCCCGUGUGCCACAGCAGCGAGGACCCGACCUGGCCCGGCCCGGCCCAGGACAGCAGCCUGGAGGCCCAGUACCGGCGGCUGCUGGAGCUGGAGCUGGACGAGGCAGGGGGCACCGGCCGCCCUGGCGCUCAGGCGGGCUUCAAGGCCAAGCUGGUGACGCUGCUGAGUCGCGAGCGGAGGAAGGGCCCUGCCCCCUGUGAGCGGCCCUGAGCACCGUGCAGAGGGGCAGCCGGAGCAGACAGGCGCUCUCCCCGGGACAGGAGGGUGGGCCAGUGGGCAGACAGUGGGCAUCUGUGGCACAGCCCUGUGUCUGCUCUGGCCUGCAGGACAAGGCGGGAAGCCUGGGAGGGGAACCCCACCCCUGCCCUUCCCUCCUGCCACGUACAGUGUACAGACUUGUGACAAUAAAGCCCCCAGAGCAGCC
Messenger RNA from Microcebus murinus (gray mouse lemur), 1261 nucleotides. The record is from RefSeq and is a predicted model, not a curated record. Lineage: Eukaryota; Metazoa; Chordata; Mammalia; Primates; Cheirogaleidae.